UAUAUUUCUUUGGUUUUGGAUUCUGGAAGUUUGUCAUAACUUGCCAGCUUUGAUCCAAUCCUUUAUAUAUUCAUUGUAUAAGUUUAUAAUCAAUAUAAUCAAUCAGUAUUAUAAAAAAAAACACUUUCGUAGUUUGUUAUGUUUGCUUGUAAUUUAGAGUUUUGUAUGGAACUAUAGAACUUUUAGAGUUUUUUUUUGUCGAUGGUUAAUUAUGAUAUUACAAACUAUAAUAAAUAUUACAAGAUGAUUCUACCGUCGGUACUUCUAUCCGCUAUAUGAAGAUUCACGCCUGACUGUAUCAUCUUGAGCCGUCUUAUGAGAUCCAUGAUUGACGGUACUACUUGCACCAUGCCGAUCUCCUGUAUUCUUUUCUCCAUAAAUCUGUAUAAUUUGUCUUUGCUGGGAUUCGAAAUCCAGGCAUUUUGGUGUAGAAGCAUUAAUGAACCCUUAUUCAAACAACUAGAUUAAGGGCAUGAUUAACUCUGAUCUCUUAGGCAGAGUUCUUUACUCAUGAUUUGACAUUUUUUUGUUUUUUUAUUUUUUUUUAUACUUUUCGGCUAAGAGACGGGUCUUAUAUCUCUUAUUUAAGAGACAGUUUUUAGUUUUCCUUAGUUAAAAUCUAAAAAAAUAUUAAAAACCGUCUCUUAGUCAAAACUAAGAAUUCCAAUUAAGAGACUGGGGUUAAUGAUGGUUUUAGGGUUUCCACAACUUUUAAGGUUUAUAAUAGCAUAAAUUACCACUUUGAAGAUUUACAAAUCUAUUUUCAAUAUUAUAUCUUUAGCUUAUUUCUUAAAAUACUUUAUGACGUCUAAUAUUAUUCUGGUACAGAAUGUUCAAUAUAUCGAAGCUUUUUGGAUCACGAAGAGAAUAUGCGUACCUUCAGAGUCGCCAUCACAAUUCAGACAAGGCCCUUUGGAAUCAAAACUCACACAUUGUUUCCUCUUCUUCUUCUCUAGAACCAAAAUCGUUACCGUCAUCUGUCUGUAAGAAUGUUGUCUUCCAUGGCGGUUCCGAUUAAUGUGCUUUCUUUAAACCUUCAGAAACCAAACCUUAUUGCUGUCUUGAGGAGCAGAGUUUUGUAUGGUACUGCAGAAAGCUUAUCCUUCACGCGUCUCUUCAAGCCUUCUUCUUACAGGAUUAGAGUAAGAAGCUUUCAGAAAGAAAACAUAGGAAAGAAUGAGUCUGAAGAUGAAAUGCUUAAGAGCGAAAGCACAAGAGUUUCUGAAAAGAAGAGAGUCUCACUCAUAGCAAAGUUAGGUAUUGGGUUAGGAUUGGCUCUGACUAUUACAGUAAUAUGUGUAACCUUGAAAGGCUCUGCUAGUGGUGGUACACCUUUUGACGUUAAGAGUCUAUCCAAAGCUUCAUCAUCUUCAAUUGGUUUUACGUUCAAUGCAUUUGGAAACAGAUUCGUAAUUCCCGCAAACGCACCCGGAUGGGUUUACUUUUGCUUGCUAAUGGCGGCUGGAUUCGGGCUUUUUAUCAGCGAAGAGGCGCUAAAUAUUUGGGUUGGGAUAACAUUGGCUAGAAUGUUAACUCUGGAUGGGACGUGGCAAUCUUUUGCUGAGUCUUUCUCUCGGAAUGCUCCUUAUAUAAUGUCUACUGUAUCUUGGGUUUACUGGGGAGUUUGUAUAAGCGAUAUGAUACCGUUUUACCUAGGGAAGCUCUUCAGACAAAGUGGAGCAUCAGAUGAUGUUUGUUCAAAGCUGGGUAUAGGUAAAGAGAAAGCGAUGGGCAUUACCCAGGCCGUCCAAAAAUAUGGAAACCUCUCAGGUUUUGUGGAAAGAUUUUCGCUGGGAGUGAGGAAUCCUACAGCAUUCUUUGCCGGAGCACUAGGAAUAUCUCCAGAAUGUUUCUUUGCAGGAGUUUGCUGCGGUGGUUUGAUAACUCUUCCAAUUCAGUUUGUGAUUGGGUUUCUUCUACGGGAACGCCCCAUGUUUGCUGUCGCAACAGUCGCAACUGUAGUGGGAAUAUGGACAAUCUUCCCGUAUAUGGUGGCUGCAGCCACGGCUUUGUACCUCUAUAUUCGCAGUCGCUACACACCUAAGACUUAGCUGUCCACAUUACUUAAGUAUAAUACAUAGACAGAAAGAUACAAGAGCUCAAUACUCAGCAAGCCCAAACAAAUAAGGUGGUAUAUACGUAUAGUGUAGUAAUAUCUUUAAAAGAGUUUCACUUGAAACUAAUUUGUUCCUAGAACAAACUGUUCUCUUAUUUUUUUUUACAAAUAUGAAUAUUAUACAACUUGUUUGUGGAAUAUGCACGUUUAUAAAGAAUCGUAUAUGCUUUAUUUA
Messenger RNA from Brassica rapa (field mustard), 2291 nucleotides. Its product is annotated as inner membrane protein BB_0250. Lineage: Eukaryota; Viridiplantae; Streptophyta; Magnoliopsida; Brassicales; Brassicaceae. The record is from RefSeq and is a predicted model, not a curated record.